GUUUAGAUACUUACACAAUAUUCUCUGAUCUUCCUGUGAAGCUUAACUUUCAUCCCCGAACCUCCGCCCGACCCACACAAUGCUCUUCUUCUCCUUCUUCAAAACCCUUGUUGACCACUCGGUCACGGUCGAGCUCAAAAACGACAUCUCUAUUCGCGGCACCCUCAAAUCCGUCGACCAGUAUCUGAAUAUCAAACUCGACGACAUCAGCGUGGUCGACGACCUACACUACCCACACCUGAGCUCUGUCAAGAAUGUGUUCAUCCGCGGGAGCGUGGUACGCUACGUGCAUCUGCCGGCCGGGAGCGUUGACACAGCGCUGUUGGAGGACGCGAGUAGACGAGAAGCACAACAGGUCACGGCCAAGGCCAAGCAGUGAGAUGGACAGAAUCCUGACGAAAGGGUGGCAUCUGAGCAUAUGGAGCGUUGUAUUGCGAGCACAGAUUUGAGUGCUGGAUGGGACGAUACCCGAGGAUCAACAUGCAUGACAGGCUUUACACUCGGAAUGGCGGGCAGGGUUGAGGGUUGGCAAAGGCCAUAACAUCUUGCUUGGAAGUGAUGGUGUAUAGGCUGUAAAGAGCGGAGACUACCCAUGCCGGUAUGAUUUGAAGAAGCACGGCGUUGUAUGGGACGUCUCAGGUUCCAAGAAUGAGUCAUGAAUGAAUGGAUAACCACAUGAAAUUGUGGUCUUUAUAUUGCUUGUGGGCAUUGUGAUGUCUGGCGAUGUGAUGCACAUAUUGCAGAGAUGCAGGCCGUACCGCGAUGAUCAAAGGAAGGGCUUUCAAGAUCAAAGCGAAUUGCAGAAUAAGAAGACGGUUCAAUUAUACAAUCACGAUAUGAUUAUUACAAAAC
Messenger RNA from Pseudovirgaria hyperparasitica, 852 nucleotides. RefSeq names its product LSM domain-containing protein. Gene Ontology annotation, cellular component: catalytic step 2 spliceosome; precatalytic spliceosome; U6 snRNP. Gene Ontology annotation, molecular function: RNA binding. Gene Ontology annotation, biological process: mRNA splicing, via spliceosome. The coding region runs from base 80 to 379 and encodes 99 amino acids. The transcript is spliced from 2 exons. Lineage: Eukaryota; Fungi; Ascomycota; Dothideomycetes; Acrospermales; Acrospermaceae. The record is from RefSeq and is a predicted model, not a curated record.